Molecule: messenger RNA, 2085 nt
Organism: Triplophysa rosa
Lineage: Eukaryota; Metazoa; Chordata; Actinopteri; Cypriniformes; Nemacheilidae
Product: inactive tyrosine-protein kinase 7
Exons: 12
Coding region: 345-1913 (522 amino acids)
Biological process (GO): heterophilic cell-cell adhesion
Cellular component (GO): cell surface
Source: RefSeq, a predicted model, not a curated record
ACUAUGGGAGUCAAUGGGUGUUGAGAUCUGUCUGGUUAUAAGCAUUCUUCCAAAUAUCUUUCUCUGUGUUCAUCAGAACAAAGACAUUUAUACACAUUUGGAUCAACUCGAAGGUGAGUAAAUGAUGACAGAAUUGUCAUUUUGGGGUGAAGUGUCCCUUUUAAUAGAAGUGUAGUGUUCAAUUCUUAAAGUAACUGUGUUUGAGUCGUUGUGGAGGGCAUUUGUCCUAUCUGUGUUGACCACAUGAAUGAAUAUUUAGGGUGUGGUUUAUCACUUCUGUCAGACGUUUGCUUCGCUCUGUGUAAGUGAAUGUGUUUACAACUGUUACGUGUUGUUUGUUGAGCAUGAAGCAGACUGGAUGUUCUCUGAGGAGAUCUUCAGACAGAAUGCAAACGCUCCUUCUCAUUCUCCUAGCAGGUUUUUCUGUCUGGUGUCCAGUGGCAGGUGUUAGGCUUGAUAAACCUCAUCUUUCUGGUCCUUCCGCCGCAUUAGAAGGUUCAGUGGAGAUCUUCACCUGUAAAAUGGCCUGGAUUCCCUCAAACGUGUCUGUGGUCCUCAAGCUUUACGUUGAGAGAAAUCUGAACAAGUUCAUUAGUGAACACAUAGUAAACUAUGAAGAACCGGCAGUAUUCCCUCUAUUGGUCACUGAGAAACAUGAUGGUCGACUCAUCUGUGAAGCCAGUGGAAACAAUAACACGGAGAUUGAAAGCACGUUCAGUGACAGCCUGGACUUUCAAGUCAUAUCUCCGGUGGAGGGAGCCACGAUCGUUUCUCAUCCGUCCAGCGAUGACCUGUGGGUGGGACAGACUUUGACCCUGCGGUGUGACAUCACUAGAGGAACACACGUCUCUUAUGAUUGGCUACAGAAUGGAACGCCGCUUCACAGCGGUCUCCGCGCGUCCAGACUGACCAUUCCCUCUCUCUCUGUUCAUCACACGGGAGAUUAUCAGUGUGUCGCAUCAAACCGCUUAAAUGACACCGCCGUGUAUAACUCCAGCAGUGAUGUCAUGUCUGUGCAGGUCAAAGAACACGUAUCAAAGCCUGAAAUCUCUCUGGAUGUUCUGAAGAGCGCUGCGGGUGAUUUAUCAGUGAUCGUCAGAUGUCGGUGUGAUACAGGAACGCCUCUCAAUACCUUCAGUCUGUUAAAUGACACAAACAUCAUCGUCACGGAAACCACGGACAGACUUCAGGCUUUCUUUACUGUGUCCGUUCAGCUGAAUCGAGACAUGGGCUGGGUGCGAUGUAACGCCAGUAACCACGGCAACUGGAUGCUGAGCAACGCAAAGAAUCUGAGCGUGGAGUCUGUAGGUGGCGCUGUGACGGUGACUCUCUUCAAACACGUGGCUCGAGACUUCCAGGUGUUUGGUGUGGUGAUGCGCUGUCAGGUGGAGCGAGGAACGUUUCCGCAGUAUCACUGGUUUCUGAAUAACAGCAGACUGGAGGGCAGAGGGGCAUUCUACGCUGUGGGUGGGACACAAAACUCGUCUCUCUCUCUGUCUGUGGGUCCACACAGCUCCGGCUUCUAUCACUGUCAGGUUUCAGACACAUUCGACAACGCCAACACAGUCAGAAGUCUAAAGACACUGAUCAACAGAGACGUGCUGAACAGAGUCUCUACUUCAGUGCUGGUCGUUGUUUUCACGUGUUUGAUUCUGCUGAUGGUCUCUGUCACCUCCUGCUGUUUUUAUGGAGCUGUCCUUAGGAGAACAUAUUCGAGGAAAUAUCUACUGACUGAGCGACCUGGAGAAGCGUACGUCACAUCUAAACGUGAGGAUGAUGAAGAAGAUUAUCUAAUGCUGUCGGGUUAUGAGGAAGAUGUCAUCCACACUGAAAGAACGAGCGAUCUUCAUUCUGAGGAGGAUGAGUCGUCGGUCGAUGAAACCGUCGUGUAUGAUGGAGCUGUCUCAAAAUAAUUUCACAAUAAUUAAUCUUUUUUUGCCUGAGUUUGGCUGUGGUUCUCCUCACACACACACACACACACACACACAAGCAAGCACACACACACACGCACACACACAAGCAAGCACACGCACACACACACACACACGCACACACACACACAAGCAAGCACACACACACACACAC